AUGAAAAAGGCUUUGCACAUGGGUCCUUGGUUCAUCUAUGGUCAUUUCUUAUCAGUUCAAAGAUGGGAGCCAAAUUUCCUUGCAUCCGAUGCAAGAAUUUCAAAAACAGCGGUAUGGAUCCGCCUCCCUCAGUUGCCUACAGAGUUCUAUGAUAGUAUAAUCUUGACAAAAAUUGGCAACAAAAUUGGCAAGCUGCUUAAGGUUGAUGCCUGCACUUCCUCAACCCUUAGGGGAAGAUAUGCUAGGCUAUGCAUUGAAUUGCCCUUGGACAUCCCAGUACCACAUUCCAUUUUGAUCGGAUCCCACAAACAAACCAUUUAUUAUGAAGAUGGAAAUCUUUUAUGUAUUAAAUGUGGAAGACUUGGGCUUGUUCAAUCAAAAUGCUCCUUUAAUUCAGUCCCCAAUACCCCCUCCUCAGUUGCCUUAGACCCCACCGUCCACCAAUCAAAGAACACUAUUGCUCCAGUGCAAUGUGCCAAUGAUGUUUCAAGGCAAUCUAAUAAAGAAGAAGAGGAGUGGAGAACAGUGAGCUUCCCAACAAAAAAGAAGGCCAAUCAAAGAACCAAUUCAGGUACCUUACAUGAUCAAUCAAAGUCAUUGCCAGGUAUACACUCUUCUACUUCCUUAAACGUUAUCGCUACUG
Molecule: messenger RNA, 643 nt
Organism: Nicotiana attenuata
Lineage: Eukaryota; Viridiplantae; Streptophyta; Magnoliopsida; Solanales; Solanaceae
Exons: 1
Source: RefSeq, a predicted model, not a curated record